AUGGUUACGCCCGCGCCUCGUCGGAGCGUUGUUCUCCCCAACGAGGUCCUCAAGAUGAUUCUCAUGAACAUCCUCAUCUUCUCCACGGUCUCGCCUCAGGGCAAGCCGAUGAACGCCAGCCGUUUCGCUUGGCUCCACAAGUGCUUACUGCACAAGCUCUGCCUCGUCUCUGGCCAGUUCCAGGCGGUCGCCCUGGAGGUUUUCUACGAGAACAACCAUUUCGAGUUCAUCUCCAAGACAUCACGUCGCACGCCACUCAUGCCCCCUAUCCACGUCUUCCACUCCCUCCGCCACAUCCGGGUGCAGCUUGUCCUGACCGACGGCUACGCAGGAGAGCCGAUUGUGCUGCCCGACGGCAUCCUCGACACCAAGAUAUACUUCCGCAACACGACCGACCUCUUCAAGCACUGCCCUGGUGCCCACACCUUGCGGAAGCUCUCUGAUCUGAGCACCAUGCAGAAUCUGAGGACGAUUCAGCUUCACAUCGUUCCAAUCUUCACCAACCCCGACUUGGAGGCGGCAAUCGCUAUCUACCACCAGGCUCGCUUCAAGAUCGGCGCUCGUGAUGAGUGCAAGAUCACCGUCGAGGCUGGCCUCUCAGACUUGAAGACCGCCCUGCUGCUGAGUGGGCUCUGUGCAGAUUCGUGA
Alternaria ventricosa is the source of this 648-nucleotide messenger RNA. RefSeq lists its product as uncharacterized. The coding region runs from base 1 to 648 and encodes 215 amino acids. The record is from RefSeq and is a predicted model, not a curated record. The transcript has a single exon. NCBI's taxonomy places the organism in Eukaryota, Fungi, Ascomycota, Dothideomycetes, Pleosporales, Pleosporaceae.